GGGUUUUCUCUUUUAUAACCUGCGACAACAUCUUUCUACGCAGUUCUUUCGAGCUUGUGUGAUAAUGAGCGACGAGACGAACGUGGCCGAAGUUCAGCUGGAGAACGCCAACCCUCAGAUUUUCCAGAGGUCCGGCGAAAGACUACUGACAGAGUCCGAGGAAGAUGAAGACGUUCAUGACAUUAUUGAUGACAGGGAAAUAUUUGAUCUGAUCAGAUCUAUCAAUGAUCCAGAGCACCCUCUAACUCUUGAGGAGCUUAAUGUGGUGGAGCAACUUCGAGUCCAAGUAAAUGAUGGAGAAAACACUGUGUCUGUGGAUUUCACGCCCACCAUCCCCCACUGUAGCAUGGCUACGCUUAUUGGCCUGUCAAUCAAAGUCAAGCUGCUGCGCUCCCUGCCUGAUAGGUUUAAAAUUGAUGUGAGCAUCACUCCAGGCACACACGCUUCAGAGGAUGCAGUGAACAAGCAGCUUGGUGAUAAAGAGAGGGUGGCUGCAGCUCUGGAGAACUCCCAUCUGCUGGAGGUCGUCAACCAAUGCCUUUCAGCAAGGAGUAUCUGAACAGCCAGUCAACUUGCAGCUGUGUUCACUCAACCAACGUUCAUCUACCAGCACCUUAUUACCAGCCAUCCAGCAAGCACCUCUCCUGCCUCCACCAAUCACUGUUCACCAGAGCGUUCUGAGCAGCCAGUCACCUUUCUCCCCUUCACUUUGAACUGAUAUACGCCCACGGUGUGAAUAGCGCCUGAGUUCUAUAUCUCUCAGCCAAUCAACAUUCCACCUGCAAGCUGUGAAGAUGCCACUGGCUGAAAUCUGAGCAAGACAACUAAGGAUCCAAAUUCAAAUGGCCAAAUAUUACCCAAAGCAAUGUGUAGGCAUCCCCAAUGGGUCAUAUAGUGUGUCACUUGGGCACUAAUGAAAGAGUAAUAUAAAUUGAUUAUUAUUCCACUGACCAAUUGGGAAUAAAGGUGAAAUUAUCAACAGUCCUGUGAGUUCAGGGAUCCCCGUGUUGAAUAAAGAUCAGAAUCUCACAGCGGAAUAGAUUGUGCAAAAGUUCUUAGUGAAUGUUUUUAAGGAGAUCCAGAAAAAGAAAACUGGAAAAGGCGUUCAAUAUGUUUAGAUUGAUGCACACUUCCAUGCCUCACGUUUCUAUUAUAAAGCUUUUUAUGUAAUACUAUAUAUUAUUAAAAUACUUAUGUGAACUUA
Molecule: messenger RNA, 1204 nt
Organism: Lampris incognitus (smalleye Pacific opah)
Lineage: Eukaryota; Metazoa; Chordata; Actinopteri; Lampriformes; Lampridae
Gene: ciao2b
Product: cytosolic iron-sulfur assembly component 2B
Exons: 5
Coding region: 65-559 (164 amino acids)
Biological process (GO): iron-sulfur cluster assembly
Cellular component (GO): cytosolic [4Fe-4S] assembly targeting complex
Source: RefSeq, a predicted model, not a curated record